Molecule: messenger RNA, 1219 nt
Organism: Camelina sativa (false flax)
Lineage: Eukaryota; Viridiplantae; Streptophyta; Magnoliopsida; Brassicales; Brassicaceae
Product: protein FAR-RED-ELONGATED HYPOCOTYL 1-LIKE-like
Biological process (GO): response to red or far red light; maintenance of protein location in nucleus
Cellular component (GO): cytoplasm; nuclear speck
Molecular function (GO): nuclear import signal receptor activity
Source: RefSeq, a predicted model, not a curated record
UUUUUUAUUAUUUCUAUUCAAUGACAUCUCACGAACACACACACACAAAAAAAAAAAAAACUAUCGUCUUUUUUACUUUAACUUUUCCAAAAUCAACUGUAUGAAUAUCUAUGUAAAGAUUGAAACUUGAUUUCAAAUAACACAUAUCUUGAACUUCCUGAGUUUCACAGAUGUACUACUACUCUGUUUUGUGUUCUGCUUUCGUAUGUUUCGGGAAAGUUUUCAUUUUAGUGAAUUUGUAACUUCCUGAGCUCUUAUAUAGUAUGGUGUCUGUAAGGUGUUUGAUGGUUUUCCUCGCUGUGUUUUAAGGUGAAUUGAGUUUGGUGUUUAGGAUUUGUAUUUCAACUUCAACCUGUUGUUUGAUGACUUAAGAGAUACUCAACACUUCAAUCUUCAAGUACACCCAGAGCAUAGCUUAUCUUUGCUCUAUCCAAAGUUUAGAUUCUGGACUAGCAUCAUUUUGUGAUCCUUUUUCUUCAUCUUAGUGGUAUUGAUGAUAAAUGUUUUUUGACUUUUGUUAAAUGGUGUGAAUACUACUUUAUGGAUAUGACCCUUUAUGCGAUAUCAACGAUCCGAUGGUAGUUGCUGUGGAAUCUCUAGACUCAAGCAAAAAGAGAAAGCUGCGUGCUGAAGAAUCAGACUUGUUACCUCUGCCAAAACACUUUUGUCAGGAGCAACAAGCUUCUCUUAUUGAUUCUUCAUGUCAAUCAUCAGACAUAGAAUAUGCAGAAUGCUCUUAUGGCACGGAAGACACAAAAACCAGCGAGGAGGCCUCCUCUUCUGCAUCUUUUACAAGCCCUUCUUUGUACAUGUUUAAAGACUCUGUUUGUUCAACUGGAAGUUCUAGUUCUGGUUAUGCUACAUCAAGCAUAGAACAGUCCUCCUGUUCCAAAGUUGAUCACAAAACACAAGAAGAUGCUGAUGAAGACUUUACUCUCAUGGAAUUCAUUUGUCCCGACUCCGAUUUAGCGGUUGAAGACGAUCUUCAAGAGGUUCUGAAUCCAGUUGGGUCUUAUAUUCUUUCUUCUGCAAGGUGGAGUGUCGGCAACCAAGAUUCUGAAGAAGCUACAACGAAACCAACCAUUGACCAAGAGUUUGAGCAGUACUUUUCAACACUUAUGAUGUAAAUAUUUAUGUAAUCACUAAUCACGGUAAUAUUUAUGUAAAUAUUUCACCUUGUUUUCUUUGGUUAGAAACAUAUAAAAUCCUUUUACAUGUC